AUGCGGCCGCUCCCGCUCGUUCUUCUGCUUUCGCUGCAAGGAUACGGGCUGCUUGGCAGCGGCGAGGCGCGCAACGCCGCCGUGCGCGCUGCCGAAAAGGAGUUUAGGCACUGCGCUGCCGCUGCAAAGGAGGAGGGUGGGAGGGCGCUGCGGGCCUUGCGCGAGGCGGACGCGGCGAGGAGACUCGCCGAGACGGCGCGGCUAACGGCGGAGGACGCGGCGACUCUGGCGGCGGAGGAGGGCUCCGAGCCGGCCAAGAGGCUCGCAGACGCGGCGAGGCUGGCGGCGGAGGAGUCGGCCAAGCUGGCGGCAGAGGCGGAGCGCCUCGCGGCCGGGGCAGCGGCGAGGCGUGGCUCCGCCUCGACGCAGCCGAAGGCGGCAAAGGAGGCGUGGUCGGCGUUUGUGCGGCAGGCGACGCAGGGGAGCGCCGAGGCGCGCGCAGAGAGGGCUGCACGGCUCGCCAAGCUGGCUCUCGAGGCCGGGGGAGAUGCCGCCGUCGGGGGGCGCAGAGGCGCUUGCGGCCGCGCCGAGCAGCGAGGGCGCAGGGCGGCGGAGACACCGACUCCGUCGGCGGCGGCGGCGAGGACGCGGGCGACCUCGCAGACCAACCGCGGCGAGGACGCGCAGACCGAGGUCUGCCCCAUGUGCGGGAGUGGCAUGGGGAUGGCGACCAACCACGGCCACCUCCCCCUCUGGCUGUGUCAGAAGUGCGGGUACUCGAAGCGGCACUCUGAACGACCGAGCUGGCGGGUGAGCUGA
Emiliania huxleyi CCMP1516 is the source of this 759-nucleotide messenger RNA. RefSeq lists its product as hypothetical. The transcript is spliced from 5 exons. NCBI's taxonomy places the organism in Eukaryota, Haptophyta, Isochrysidales, Noelaerhabdaceae. Bases 1 to 759 code for a protein of 252 amino acids. The record is from RefSeq and is a predicted model, not a curated record.